This is a messenger RNA of Calliphora vicina (urban bluebottle blowfly), 3257 nucleotides long. It is a transcript of the gene CASK, whose product is annotated as peripheral plasma membrane protein CASK. Gene Ontology annotation, biological process: regulation of neurotransmitter secretion; intracellular protein localization; protein phosphorylation. Gene Ontology annotation, molecular function: ATP binding; protein kinase activity; signaling receptor binding. Gene Ontology annotation, cellular component: cell-cell junction; plasma membrane. The transcript has 21 exons. NCBI's taxonomy places the organism in Eukaryota, Metazoa, Arthropoda, Insecta, Diptera, Calliphoridae. The record is from RefSeq and is a predicted model, not a curated record. Bases 270 to 3011 code for a protein of 913 amino acids.
GGUGCUCGAAGAGAGUUAUUGUGUAUUUAUUGUUCACGGUCGAAUAUUUUUUGUGUAAACAAAUCGAGUAAAAAAUGUUUAUAUGUUAAAAAAACAGCAACAAAUUCAGAAAAUAGUUAGUGAAAAUAGUAAUGAAUUACAAGAAGAUUCGUCAUAAAUUCAUUACAAUAAAAGCCAAAAAUUUGGAUUUGGAAGUCAGCAUAAAUAGGAGUCUUUUUUUAGUUGGUACACUUGUUUGGUCAUAAAAUUACAUAAAUCUGUUAAUCACAAUGGCAGAUGAUGAGAUACUGUUUGACGAUGUUUAUGAAUUGUGUGAAGUUAUUGGCAAGGGACCAUUUUCGAUUGUGCGACGUUGUAUACAUAGAGAAUCUAACCAACAGUUUGCUGUUAAAAUAGUUGAUGUAGCAAAAUUUACUGCAAGUCCUGGACUUAGCACAGCAGAACUAAAUAUACUCAUUACAGAUUUAAAACGUGAAGCCACAAUAUGCCACAUGCUUAAGCAUCCUCAUAUAGUAGAACUAUUAGAGACGUACAGUUCGGAAGGCAUGCUCUACAUGGUAUUCGAGUUUAUGGAGGGUUCAGAUUUGUGUUUCGAGGUGGUACGAAGGGCAGUGGCGGGUUUUGUUUAUAGUGAGGCUGUUGCUUGUCAUUAUAUGCGCCAGAUAUUGGAGGCCUUGCGUUAUUGUCAUGAAAAUGAUAUUUUGCAUCGAGAUGUUAGACCAGCUUGCGCUCUGUUAGCAACAGUCGAUAACUCGGCACCAGUUAAAUUGGGGGGAUUUGGUUCGGCCAUUCAAUUGCCAGGAGGUAGAGAGGCUUUAGAGACUCAUGGUCGAGUAGGAUGUCCGCAUUAUAUGGCUCCAGAGGUUGUAACAAGACGUCUCUAUGGGAAGGGAUGCGAUGUUUGGGGUGCUGGAGUAAUGUUACAUGUUUUACUGUCAGGGCGUCUUCCUUUCCUAGGAUCUGGAGUGCGGUUACAAAAUUCAAUAGCAAGAAGCAGAUUAACGUUUGAAGCGCCAGAAUGGAAAUCAAUAUCUGCGUCAGCAAAAGAUUUGGUGUCUAAGAUGUUGGCAGCUAAUCCCCAUCACAGACUAUCUAUUGCGCAAGUUCUGGAACAUCCAUGGAUAAGAGAUCGAGAUAAACUGCAACGUCAACAUUUGGCUGAUACGGUGGAAGAACUAAAGCGUUACAAUGCUCGACGUAAACUAAAAGGCGCCGUACAGGCCAUUGCCGGUGGCACAACUAUAGAUCCAAUUUUUGGAACCGAUACAGACUCUAUGCCAGUUGCCUCCGCAUCUGAUAUUUUAAAUGAGUGGGCUGACGAAGAAGCCGGCAUAGAAGCUGUGCAACGAAUUUUGGAUUGUCUAGAUGAUAUUUACGCAUUACAAGAUGCUCAUGUAGAUUCAGACGUCUUACGUGAUAUGUUAAGGGAUAAUCGUUUGCACCAACUAUUACAUCUGUUUGACCGCAUUAGUUCAACCGUUGUAUCUCAAAAUCGUGCUCCAACAGCAGAUGCUGUAGCGCGGAGUCGCGAUGUUAUAGAACUAUUAUCUUCCACAAGCGGUAAUAAAUAUCUAAAAGACGAAUUAAUGUUAAUUUUGGUUUCACCUCAUUUACAGGCAUUAUUGCAUACUCAUGAUGUUGUGGCACGAGAUGUUUACGGAGAGGAAGCUCUACGGGUAACGCCGCCUCCGAUGCCUCUUUAUUGCAAUGGAGAAGAUUUGGAAAAUGCAGACACAGCAGAGUUACAGCAUGUAACACGUGUGCGUUUAGUGCAAUUCCAAAAGAACACUGAUGAACCAAUGGGCAUCACUUUAAAAAUGACUGAAGAUGGUCGUUGUUUGGUUGCACGCAUAAUGCACGGUGGCAUGAUUCAUCGACAGGCAACACUACACGUCGGUGACGAGAUACGUGAAAUCAAUGGUCAGUCAGUGCAGAACCAGUCCGUGGGACAAUUGCAACGAAUGCUGCGUGAAGCACGUGGUUCAGUAACCUUUAAAAUAGUUCCUUCUUAUAGAAGUGCUCCCCCUCCAUGUGAGCUUUUUAGGAUAAGACCAGCCCCAGUUCUAAUUUUUGUACGAGCACAAUUUGAUUACAAUCCACUGGAUGAUGAGCUGAUACCGUGUGCACAAGCUGGAAUAGCCUUUCAGGUUGGCGAUAUAUUACAAAUCAUUAGCAAAGAUGAUCAACAUUGGUGGCAAGCCCGUUUAGAUGCUGUUGGUGGUUCAGCUGGCCUAAUACCAUCACCAGAAUUACAAGAGUGGCGUAUACGAUGCCAAACAGUAGACAAAACUAAAAAUGAGCAAGUUAAUUGCUCUAUAUUUGGUCGUAAAAAGAAGCAAUGCCGCGACAAGUAUUUGGCCAAACAUAGUGGCAUAUUUGAUAACUUGGAGUUGGUUACCUAUGAGGAGGUCGUAAAAGUACCAAUAGGUGAUCCGAAUUUUCAACGUAAAACUUUGGUUUUAUUAGGUGCCCAUGGUGUGGGCCGGCGUCAUAUCAAAAAUACUUUAAUUUCCAAAUAUCCAGAUAAAUAUGCCUAUCCAAUACCCCACACUACUAGACCUCCGAAACCUGACGAGGAAAAUGGUCGUAGUUAUUACUUUGUAUCACAUGAUGAAAUGAUGGCCGAUAUUGCAGCAAAUGAAUAUCUAGAGUAUGGUACACACGAGGAUGCUAUGUAUGGCACAAAACUAGAUACUAUUAGACGUAUUCAUACUGAAGGUAAAAUGGCAAUUCUUGAUGUAGAGCCACAAGCGUUGAAAAUAUUACGAACAUCGGAAUUUACACCAUAUGUUGUGUUUAUAGCAGCGCCUUCCUUGCAAAAUAUUGCUGAUUAUGAUGGCAGUUUGGAACGUUUGGCCAAAGAAUCAGACAUGCUGCGGCAAAUGUAUGGUCAUUUCUUUGAUUUGACGAUUGUUAACAAUGAUAUCAGUGAAACUAUAGCAUGUUUAGAGACCGCUAUCGAACGAGUACAAACCACAUCACAAUGGAUACCAGUGUCAUGGAUGUACUGACAAGAUAGUGAGCUGGAAUGUCCCGAUUGCUUAGAAGGUUGCGAUUGCGAAUGGGACGCGUAUACAAAUGGACAAUGUUCGACUGAAAAGUGGCAACAUUUCUAAAACUAGAAAUCAACAAAAAGUGUUUCUGCUCACUUAGUAGUACUACAUAUAAAAAAGAAAUGCAGCACAUACUUUUAAUUAUGUUUAGUAAAAUGUUAAAAAAAUCGAAACAAGUGAUUAAAAAAGGCAACCAAAAAAAAA